UAGUGGGGGGAAGUAGAGGGAACGAGGGAACGACAGAAUUAAUUAGAUACUUUGCUGCUGUUUGCUGAUCAUACUUUGCUACACUUUUCGUAACGGUGAUAUGUACUCUUGAUAGUAAAUUUUAACAGAAUCCUUUUUGCAAAUUGAACAUUUCUCAGCUCCGUUAAUUAACGAUUGAUUAAAAGAAAAUGGCACCGCGUACAGAAGCGUUACCAAAAGAAGCUGUGGAACUUCCAAAUGAUAUGCCUAGCGCUGGUAUUAAAGCAGUUUUAUUAGGUCCACCUGGUAGCGGCAAAGGUACACAGGCACCGCUACUGAAGGACCGAUAUUGUGUAUGCCAUUUAUCUACAGGUGACAUGCUCAGGGCAGAAAUCAGUUCAGGAUCCAAAAUUGGUAAAGAAUUGAAAAAAGUAAUGGACGAAGGUAAAUUGGUCAGUGAUGACAUGGUAGUCAACAUGAUUGAUAGCAAUCUAGAUAAACCUGAAUGUAAACGUGGCUUUUUGCUGGAUGGGUUUCCAAGAAGCGUUCCUCAAGCUGAGAAACUGGAUGAAAUGUUGAAGAAGAGACAAACUAAGUUGGAUGCUGUGAUAGAAUUUGGAAUUGACGACAGUUUAUUGAUAAAAAGAAUCACAGGUCGUUUAAUACAUCCAGCGAGCGGUAGAUCGUACCACGAAGAAUUUGCUCCUCCUAAAGUACCUAUGAAGGAUGAUGUAACGGGGGAGCCAUUAGUUAAAAGAUCCGAUGACAAUGCAGAAGCAUUGAAGAAACGGUUACAAACAUAUCACAUACAAACUCAACCAUUAGUUGAUUAUUAUGCUUUACGAGGUAUUCAUUACUAUGUUAAUGCAGCCCAAUCCGCUAAAAACGUAUUCAAGGACAUUGAUCGCAUUUUCUUGAAUGCAACUAAGCAAGAAAAGAAGAAAAGCUUCUUUGGUUGGUUCUCUUAAAAGCGGGAAGCGCUAUGAUUCAUUUUUCUCUUUUGAACGAUAGGGGCAAUGUGUAGUUAAUUGAAGAACGUCUUAUAAUCAGAAUAAGUCUUAGCAAAACUUAGUCUGUAGUUAUAACAUCUUCGAUUCGAAAGCAAUUUGCACUGCUUUUAAUUGACAUAAUAUGUAUUUUUCUUUUUAAUAACUAACGUAGAGUAUGUCCAAUAGUAUGUGUAGUAAGGGGGAAAUAAGCGGAACAAUAUUGCAUCAAUUUAAUUGCAAAUGAACGUAUGAGUCGCAAAUGUGCGGAUAUAAGUCAGCAAGUUAAAUGCACACAUUUUAUUAAUAAUUUUUACUUUGAUUUGUAAUUAGUAUAUAUGAGAAGUGACGUAUUUGUAUAUAUUGGAAAACAUCUAUUUGCAUUUUUAUUACUUUUAAUCUUGUUCCUUAGAUAUAUAUAUUUCUUGAAAUACUGUAAUAAUUGUUGCACAAAAUAUAAAUACUUACCAUUUCCUACACUUUUUUAAACUUAAGAUUUAUUUCAUAAUUUUUUGAUACAAUGAAGCAUUUUAAUGCCUUUGAGAUGUAAUGCUUCAUUUUUAUAUACGCACACACCGUCUAUUUUUUACUCUAUUAAUUGCAUAAUAUACAAACUAAUGAAUUAUGUAUGGGAGUAGGUGAUAAAUACAAAUAUUGUAAUAUAUAUUACGUACAUAUAUCGAAUUCGUUGAAAUGCCUAUACAAUUUUGGACAUAGUUUUACAAAACGGUUUUUAAAUGAAAUGCAAUGUAUGUUGAAAACUAUUUUCCGCAAGUGAAAGUGACUCAAAUAUUAUAUAUUCUGAUACGGUGGUUCCCGUCUGUAUAUCUUAUUGUAAAUAUUUGAUGAGAAAAAUGAAAUUUACAUUCGAACGCAAAAUAAAAUUCCUAGUGCACUGACAUCA
Ceratina calcarata is the source of this 1869-nucleotide messenger RNA. RefSeq names its product Adenylate kinase 2 (gene Ak2). NCBI's taxonomy places the organism in Eukaryota, Metazoa, Arthropoda, Insecta, Hymenoptera, Apidae. The coding region runs from base 189 to 947 and encodes 252 amino acids. The transcript is spliced from 4 exons. The record is from RefSeq and is a predicted model, not a curated record. Gene Ontology annotation, biological process: ADP biosynthetic process. Gene Ontology annotation, molecular function: ATP binding; AMP kinase activity.